Colletotrichum spaethianum is the source of this 1170-nucleotide messenger RNA. RefSeq lists its product as uncharacterized. NCBI's taxonomy places the organism in Eukaryota, Fungi, Ascomycota, Sordariomycetes, Glomerellales, Glomerellaceae. The record is from RefSeq and is a predicted model, not a curated record. The transcript has a single exon. The coding region runs from base 1 to 1170 and encodes 389 amino acids.
AUGGUGGAUGGAACCCCGAGGCGCACGCAUAAAGCAUGGCCCACCGCGGAUGCAGACUACUCGCGGCCCGCGCUGAAGCCCAUCACCUUCAGGAUGGAACGGGAUACGUUCCCCCGGCUGCCGGGGGACAUGAGUGGCGCGGUGCACAUACGCAGACAGCUCGACGAACAGGAGGAAGCGGCAGAAGAGGCUAGGGUGCACCAGUGGCUUAAGGAUCUUGGGCAGGAUCCGGACGACGAGGGAGACAACGCAGGACCUCGAGGCCAGAAGAGGCGCGGCGAGGAUGAUUUGGCUCUGCCUCCCGGCAAGAGACCCAAGGGAGGCGGUCUCCGAGGCGGAAGCGAUGAUGGAAAAGCAGGGUUGAGUAAACUCUUUAGCAAUCUUAACCCCUUUAAAAGGAUGAAAUCCCACGGCUCUAGGAACGACAAAUCUGGGAACAGCAACUCGAGAAACAAUGGCUUUGGAGACGAUGACCAAGGAAACCAGGGCUCGAUAAAGGAUAGCACGACCAACAAUAACCACAAUAUCGGUGCGUCGACACCCUUGGACCAAGAACGUCUCUCGGAGAUUCCGCCGCCAGUCCUUGUCAUAGAAAACUUGCGCACCACAUUCGGCAACGGAAACGAUGACGAAACGGCCCGGCGCUACCGCGACUGGUUCGCGUUCCUCAUCACCCUCAUGGGGGACGCACCGGGGUCGAUCACUGCCCCGGGCUUCCUGUUGCGCCACAGGCAGAGGAACAAGCUCAAGAAGCUGAAGACGGCGCUGGCACACAUGUCCAUCAAGCCCUUUGAGAAGCGGCGGACGACGCAGCAAAGGAUCAAAUUGCUCCAAGGCAAUCUACGGCAGCACGGGGAGACCCUGAAGAAGCUCACAGAUACGGCUAUCAUAGAGGAGUGGGAUACCCAGAAGAUGCAAGACGACUUGGAGGAGUGCUGCAAGAGGAUGGAUCGGGAUUCGAAGGCGCUGGAACGGCAAGAGAAGAGCCUGACGCUGCAGGUGGCAUUUGAAGAAAAGAUCUUUGUUGGCGGCGUUGGCCACGGGGAUUGCUUUCUCAGCUGGAUCACCAAGGCGAGGAACCGCGUCUACUGGGAGCUAAGCUUUGCCGACCGGGUGCGAGAGAAGCCGGAAAGAGUAACGGUCGGCAGUCAGACGUAUUAUUCGGUUUGA